ACUAUCCUGUUCUCAUCUUCCUGUCAGGUGGAGGAGAAUCGUAGCAGCUUAUUCUUCUUCCUCCUCUUCCUUCGUUUUUUCCCCAUGACUCCUAACUGGUUCCUUAACAUAACCUGUCCUGUCCUCAACAUCCCUCUAUCCAUUUUCUUCUUCUCUGUAUUAAUAGGUUUAAUCCCGUACAACUUCAUCUGUGUGCGUACGGGUUCCGUCCUGUCACAGCUGUCCUCUUUGGACGACAUAUUCUCGUGGGGGACGCUGGCUCAGCUGCUGGCCAUUGCGCUCAUGGCUCUGCUGCCUGGAGCGCUCAUCAAACACUAUGGCUCUGCUCACCUCAAGCUGGAUGGCGUCACCAGCAAUGGAACCGGCCAGGACAGGAAGAGCAGAUGACAUUGAAUGCCAACGCUGCUCAGGUAGAGAUGGACAUUUGUGACCUUUAGACCUCUGCUAGGUCACUCUGGAGACUCCAGACAUUCAGGGCGGUGCUUAUUUUGAACUUCUAUUUUUAUCAGGUUGUGCUUAGUCUUCAUUGCCUUAAAACACCUUAGAAGUUACUGUGGUGAAAAUCCUCCUCUUGAAUGCAUGGAAUGUCACAUUUUGCAAGAAAUUUUCAUUAUUUUGCAUAGAGCUGAAUAAGUGUCACCUUCGAGAUGAACAAAUCUUUCUGUUCCUGUUAAAGAUCUGAUGCAUGCACUGCAAAAACACUAAAUAUUACAAAGUAUUUUUCUCUAGUAACUUAAUAAACUUAAAAUCCGACACACGGACUCACAAGUAAGCUCUGAAAAAGAUAUAUGAGCUUGUUACAGGUAAAUAAUUUGUCAAUAUUAAUAAAAACAAUGGAUUAAUUCCACUGGCAGAUUAUUUCUUGCUAAAAGUAGCGAAAUCUGCCAGGGGAGUUGAUACUUUUUUCAUAUAUAUAAUCAGUACAAAAACUUGUACAACUUACUGAGAAGUUCUUGUAACAUGAAAUGAGGAAAAAAUGAAGAUAUUUGCAGUAGAAACUAGAGAACAAUAUGAGAUGUUUUUGCUAAUCAUGAUUAGCUUCAUCAUCACUUAUUCCGCAGUAUGUUGAAUGGGUUUAUGCAUUUUCUCUGUAAAAUGGGAGAGGUCUCGUUGCAGUGACUCAGAGCGACUAGUUUUUCACAUAUAGAAAUAUUCAAUAAGUUGUUUUUUAAUUUUUUCUGUAAUUUUUAUUACUUAAAUCGCUUCUUAAAUGGUUAGCGAUUAUUUGGCUAAAAAACAGACUGUUGUAAAGUCUUUAUUAUUUUGCAUUUAUCAUACAUAUUUUACUAACUCUUAGACAUCUAGAUUUUAGAUGUUACUUUCUUUCAAAUCUAUAGGAAGAUUUGAAAAAGGCAUGUUAAAUUUUUUAGCCUGAAAUCUGUUCUUUUAAAAUAAUAAUAAACGACCAGUUUAUUAUAAUAGCUUGAUUAACGUUGUGAAUCAAGUUCACAUACUCGCUGCUAAAUGUGCUAAUUGAGGAGAAGUAGCUUUCUGAUCCAGGAAACUGUUUAUCCGAAGUCAUCAGUGGUCAUGCUAACUAGCAGGCUCUGUUGAUGGGGCUAGCUGUGACACAACAGAGAGCGAGGGGGUGGGUGUGAGCAGCGCACACACAAGCAGGUUUAACAGCACUGAGACGUUCCUCCUUUUUCAUUUAUCAUACAUAUUUUACCAACACUUAGACAUAAGCCAGUAGAUUUCAGAUGUUAUAUAGUAACAUCUAAAAAUUCUGUCUUCUUCUGAAUUGUUUUUUUCUGACCAAGCAGUGGAUUUCUACAAAUGUGAUUUUUUUUUUUUUUCACAGAUUAUCUGUUUCAUGUUAGGCUGCCAUGACAGAGCGACACAUAUGAUGUAAAAAAUACUUAAAAUAAUUAUUUACUGCGGCUUUAAGGGCUGCCUGUUUAAAUCAGGAGUUGAAUCAGAUGUAAUUAUAU
Messenger RNA from Poecilia latipinna (sailfin molly), 1931 nucleotides. RefSeq names its product transmembrane protein 41A-B-like. The record is from RefSeq and is a predicted model, not a curated record. The transcript has 2 exons. Lineage: Eukaryota; Metazoa; Chordata; Actinopteri; Cyprinodontiformes; Poeciliidae. The annotation marks the transcript as partial.